AUGUGUAGAUCUGCUGUGUGCGAAUGGCAAUGUACUGACGCGCGCAACCCAGGGCCGACAUGUCUACCACCGCACGAGAAGCAUUCAUCGACGCAAUACGAUGUUUUCGCCGCGUACCCGCACACUCACCUCCCCCCCCCCGACGCGCCAGGUGUCAGAACUCGAUGGGACGAGUUCGUCUACGUUCACGCCAUCGACACCAUCCCCGAUGCAAACUCCAUCCAUGGCUCUCCCCUCCUUCUUACCUUCCACCGCGCCUUCAACGCCGAAAUGCAAUUCGCCCUCCGUGACGAGUGUGGUUGUGAAGGCGGUCUACCCUACAUGGACUGGACCAAAUACCCUGGCACUCCCAUGUCAUCCUGGCCCAUGUUCGACGGCUCCGCCACCUCCCUGGGCUCCAAUGGCGACACAACUCAACACGGCUGUCGCUGCGUCACAACAGGUCCCAUAAGCGACUGGGCAGUAAACCUAGGCUCUGCAGGCGAAGACAGCAUCUGCUCCCAAAACUCAGACCCCAACGGCAUGGCCCACAACUCGCACUGCCUGGAGCGCCUCUUCGCCUCUUCGCCUCAGAAAACCUCCCCGACCUCCGCGAAGAAAUCGUCCUCUCGACAAUCCUUGACAACGAGGACGUAA
This is a messenger RNA of Fulvia fulva, 636 nucleotides long. Its product is annotated as Tyrosinase P. Bases 1 to 636 code for a protein of 211 amino acids. The record is from RefSeq and is a predicted model, not a curated record. NCBI's taxonomy places the organism in Eukaryota, Fungi, Ascomycota, Dothideomycetes, Mycosphaerellales, Mycosphaerellaceae. Gene Ontology annotation, molecular function: oxidoreductase activity. The transcript has a single exon.